GGUUCUCACGGUGGUUGAUGGCUGUCUUGAUUGUGUUGCUUGUGUUAUUGCUUAUUGAACCAGGAACUGCGCAGUCAAACGACCUUGAUAACAGAACUAAUAUCCCCAUCCUAUCGUUCUGUGGUAGUAUUGCUCCGAGAAGUCUGUCAAAUUUAAUCAAGAAUCGUGACUCUACCCUUGAUGAUCUCAGAACGCAAUUGAGCAGAAGGGUGCUUUAUGCCAGAGCACAGGCUCUAAGUGCUGGCGACUCUGUCUUUGCAGUAGCCCAGUGCAGGAACUACCUCUCGACAGAUCAGUGCGUGGCUUGUUUUGAUGCUGGCGUUUCUGUACUCGUCAAUUGCACAACGGGCAAUGGUGCUUUUGUUUUUCUGGAUGACUGCUUUAUCAGGUACGAGGACUUUGCAGACUUCUAUAAUAACCCAAAGGUGAGCCAGGAUGGAACUGGUACCCCAUUUUCAUCAUGCGGAAAUCAGCCAGCAUCUCAGCCAACAACAACUUUUAAUCAAACUGUAGAUAAGUUGUUAUCGGAUGUUAGAGACGCUACUCCAAAAACCUCUAAUUUCUAUGUAGCAUCCACAACGCAAAUCACAAGUGAAAAUGCAACAAUGUACGCGUUUGCACAGUGUGUUGAAAAUGCAAACGCCACCAGUUGCCAAACCUGUAUGGACACAGCAUAUAACCGUUUAUAUAACUGCCUUCCAAGUACGGAAGGCAGGUUUUUCGACUUGGGGUGUGUUGCAAGGUAUUCAGAGACUCCAUUUUUCAGUGACAACCAGACAACAAAUGUCAUAAAUGUCUUAAAGGGACAUUCAAGCAUGGUAGCCAUAAUUGCUGGAGCUGUUGGGGGUGUGGUUCUUCUUUUGCUUAUCCUUGGUUUGUGGUUAUUGUAUCGACUACGGAUGAAGUCGAAGAAGACUGAAGAAGAGGAUCUGAAGGGGGGAAUUAGUUACAAUUAUAAAGAUCUGCAGUUGGCAACCAAUGAUUUCAGCGAAGAGAAUAUUCUAGGGAAAGGAGGUUUCGGUGAAGUGUUCAAGGCAAUCCUUGACGAUAAUAGCAUUGUGGCAGUGAAGAAACUUCAAGUACAACAUGCUAGAGCGAAAGAAGAAUUUCAGAAUGAAGUUAUGCUUAUAAGCAACGUUCAUCACAAAAAUCUUCUACGUCUCCUCGGAUGGUCUAGUGAGGGAUCUUAUCUACUUCUAGUGCUGGAAUAUAUGCCGAAUGGAAGCCUUGAUCGAUUCUUAUGGGGUGCAAAAAAGGGGAGUCUGGACUGGAGCCAACGAUUUGAGAUAAUAUUUGGGAUCGCUAGGGGUCUUGCUCAUCUACACAAUGAAUUCCAUGUCAAAAUCAUUCACAGAGAUAUCAAGUCGAGCAACAUUCUCCUUACUGAUGAUUUUAAACCCAAAAUAGCAGAUUUUGGGUUGGCAAGGUUUCAACCAGAGGACCAAACUCAUGUUAGCACCAAGUUUGCAGGGACAUUGGGUUACACAGCACCAGAAUAUGCACUUCGAGGUCUUCUAUCGGAUAAAGUCGACACUUACAGCUACGGAGUCGUGAUUCUUGAAAUCAUCAGCGGCCGAAGGAGUACCGAAGUGAAAUCCGAUAGUCCAUCCGCGUACCUCCUUGAACAUGCAUGGAAGUUGUACGAGGAGGAAACACAUGUGAAGUUCAUCGAUGAGACACUGGAAUUGAACGAAUACCAACGAGAACAUGCGAUGAAGAUCAUCGAGAUUGGUUUGUUGUGCACCCAGUCACCAGCUUCAAAAAGACCAACCAUGUCUGAAGUGGUUGUAAUGCUUCAGGAUGGUCAAUCAUUGGGGAAAAGACAGCUAACCAGACCUACUUUCGUGAACAAUCAUGAUAGGAGGGUUAAUAUAGGCUCUGCAAAUUCUAAUGGUGCUCCUACUGUUUGGAAAAAGCCAAAGGAAUUAGAGGUGAAUGAGCAGAUACACAGUGAAAAAGCAGAUGAUAAAGUGUGAUGGAGAAGGGGAUUAAUGUUACAUAAUUAAAUUUUUUGGGUUGCUGAAAUCACUUGUCGUUGGUCCGAUCAUCGCUCAAAUCACUCUUCGUCGUCUUUUUCUCUGCAUCGAUUGCUCGGACAAGUAAGCAAUUUAAAGUGAUGUUUGAAGAGUAUCGAUUUAUGUUUAGUGGUUCUUCAAAGAAUAUAGGUUUAUGUUAUAGUACGACUUUUGAAAUCCCAUUUGUUCAUAAAAAUUUCAUAAGAUUAAACAAUUUCAUGAAAAAAUUUCAUAAGAU
Cynara cardunculus var. scolymus (artichoke) is the source of this 2253-nucleotide messenger RNA. RefSeq names its product cysteine-rich receptor-like protein kinase 2. Gene Ontology annotation, biological process: protein phosphorylation. The transcript has 8 exons. The record is from RefSeq and is a predicted model, not a curated record. Lineage: Eukaryota; Viridiplantae; Streptophyta; Magnoliopsida; Asterales; Asteraceae. Gene Ontology annotation, molecular function: protein kinase activity; ATP binding. Bases 18 to 1976 code for a protein of 652 amino acids.